Brassica oleracea var. oleracea is the source of this 318-nucleotide messenger RNA. The record is from the annotation of a RefSeq genome assembly. Lineage: Eukaryota; Viridiplantae; Streptophyta; Magnoliopsida; Brassicales; Brassicaceae.
AUGUCACAAUUUGAACCAAAGGCCUUUUUAGUGAUUAGUCUGCUAGUUUCUUUGAUCUUAGUCGGUGUUAAUUAUUCCUUUUUUUUUCUUUUUUUUUCUCAAGUCAACCCAGAAGGAGAAAAGACCCUAAUUUUUCUCUUAUCCAUCGUCUUCUUGGUAGCAAGUUUUUUUGUCUUUGUUGUUAGUCACCAAGUUAUUUACCCAGAAAUAGAUAAGGGGGAUUUAGUAAAUCCACUUCAGGUGCUGGCCCAGCUGUCGUGUCUAUUGGUUCUCUUUAGCGGCUCAAGAGCCGCUUACGCAGGCGCCAGCACCGGCUGA